GAGGCCAGGUUCCCGCCCUUCCGUAGUUGGGGAAUGGGAAGCGCGGACCGGGUCCCUUCUCUUUCCGUCCAUCCCAAGACCCCUACCCGGACUUGCUCGAACCCCGCCGCUAGGUUCCGGGCAUAAAUCAGCCAGUGAUUCCCACUUUCCGCCCUGUAUCUUAUUCUUUCCCCCCUUGUUUUUGUGUACUGGCCCCAUGCCUCAUUUCUUGUCCCUCGCCCAGGGAGCGAGUCAAGGCCAUGUUCUACCACGCCUACGACAGCUACCUGGAGAAUGCCUUCCCCUUCGAUGAGCUUCGACCUCUCACCUGUGACGGGCACGACACCUGGGGCAGGCUGGAGUGCAAUGGUGUUAUCUUGGCUCACUGCAACCUCUGCUUCCCAGGUUCAAGCGAUUCUCCUGCCUCAGCCUCCCAAGUAGCUGGCAUUACAGGUGACCGCCACCAUACCCGGUUUUUCUCUGACUCUAAUUGAUGCACUGGACACCUUGCUGAUUUUGGGGAACGUCUCAGAAUUCCAAAGAGUGAUUGAAGUGCUCCAGGACAACGUGGACUUUGAUAUUGAUGUGAACGCUUCUGUGUUUGAAACCAACAUUCGAGUGGUAGGAGGACUCCUGUCUGCUCAUCUGCUCUCCAAGAAGGCUGGGGUAGAAGUAGAGGCUGGAUGGCCCUGUUCGGGACCUCUCCUGAGAAUGGCUGAAGAGGCAGCCCGAAAACUCCUCCCAGCCUUUCAGACCCCCACUGGCAUGCCAUAUGGAACGGUGAACUUCCUUCAUGGUGUGAACCCAGGAGAGACCCCUGUCACCUGUACGGCAGGGAUUGGAACCUUCAUUGUUGAAUUUGCCACCCUGAGCAGCCUCACUGGUGACCCCGUGUUCGAAGAUGUGGCCAGAGUGGCCCUGAUGCACCUCUGGGAGAGCCGGUCAGAUAUCGGGCUGGUCGGCAACCACAUUGAUGUGCUCACUGGCAAGUGGGUGGCCCAGGACGCGGGCAUCGGGGCUGGUGUGGACUCCUACUUUGAGUAUUUGGUGAAAGGAGCCAUCCUGCUUCAGGAUGAGAAGCUCAUGGCCAUGUUCCUAGAGUAUAACAAAGCCAUCCGGAACUACACCCGCUUCGAUGACUGGUACCUGUGGGUGCAGAUGUACAAGGGGACUGUGUCCAUGCCAGUCUUCCAGUCCCUGGAGGCCUACUGGCCUGGUCUUCAGAGCCUCAUUGGAGACAUUGACAAUGCCAUGAGGACCUUCCUCAACUACUACACCGUAUGGAAGCAGUUUGGGGGGCUCCCAGAAUUCUACAACAUUCCUCAGGGAUAUACAGUGGAGAAGCGAGAGGGCUACCCGCUUCGGCCAGAACUCAUUGAAAGCGCAAUGUACCUCUACCGUGCCACGGGGGAUCCCACCCUCCUAGAACUUGGAAGAGAUGCUGUGGAAUCCAUUGAAAAAAUCAGCAAGGUGGAGUGCGGAUUUGCAACAGGGAAGGUUAUUGGAGACCUUUCUGGUGAGGAAGCCUUUGAGCAGAGACUCGAAGGAAGGGAGGGAGCAAGCUGUGAGGAAAACGAGGCAGAGUGCUCCAGGCUGAAAGAAACCACAGAUGCAAAGAACCCGAGGCAGGAGUAUGUGCUAGCUCAGGACAGAAAGGCAGCAGCUGGAGCUCUUGGAGAGAUCAAAGAUCUGCGAGACCACAAGCUGGACAACCGCAUGGAGUCGUUCUUCCUGGCCGAGACCGUGAAAUACCUCUACCUUUUGUUUGACCCAACCAACUUCAUCCACAACAAUGGCUCUACCUUCGACGCGGUGAUCACCCCCUAUGGGGAGUGCAUCCUGGGGGCUGGGGGGUACAUCUUCAACACAGAAGCUCACCCCAUUGACCCUGCCGCCCUGCACUGCUGCCGGAGGCUGAAAGAAGAGCAGUGGGAGGUGGAGGACUUGAUGAGGGAAUUCUACUCUCUCAAACGGAACAGGUCAAAAUUUCAGAAGAAGACUGUGAGUUCGGGGCCAUGGGAACCCCCAGCAGGGCCAGGAACACUCUUCUCACCUGAAAACCAUGACCAGGCAAGGGAGAGGAAACCUGCCAAACAGAAGGUCCCGCUUCUCAGCUGCCCCAGUCAGCCCUUCACCUCCAAAUUGGCAUUACUGGGACAGGUUUUCCUAGACUCCUCGUAACCAUUGGAUAAUUUUUUUAUUUUUAUUUUUUUGAGACUAAAUAAUAAAUCUGCUUUUGGCUAUCA
This is a messenger RNA of Callithrix jacchus (white-tufted-ear marmoset), 2225 nucleotides long. The record is from RefSeq and is a predicted model, not a curated record. NCBI's taxonomy places the organism in Eukaryota, Metazoa, Chordata, Mammalia, Primates, Cebidae.